CGCAGACGCCAUACUAAAAGUCAAAAUGGCUGCCCCAAGGAAGCCCGCACCGCGCAGCUAAGAAGGGUUGGGGAACAAGCUUCUGCGGGAAAGGGGGAGGGGGGCUCUCGGAAGAGCCGUCGCCAGAACCAUAGGCAGGAGUAUCGCCCCCCCCGAGAUGCACAGCAGAAGCUGAAGAAAAAUAGCCUGGCUGUGUCCUUAUAACCUCAACACAGUCGGUAGGAUGAAGAAAAUCAGACCACAAGUUAGACCUACGUCAACUCGUAACUUGUCCUCUCAGGAUGGCUCCAAGUCUGAAUCUCCCAAGGAACACAUUUCCAGGCAGUACUGGAUUACAGAAGGUUCUAGUUUCAGAUACCCCUUGACAUAACUUUUGAACUAUCCGGAAAAAUACUGGCCAGGAAAAAUGAUAAAAUUUUUCCUCAUGGUGAAUAAACAAGGGCAGACCCGACUUUCUAAGUACUAUGAACAUGUGGAGAUUAAUAAGCGUACACUUCUGGAAACGGAAGUCAUAAGGAGCUGUCUCUCCCGAUCCAAUGAGCAAUGCUCUUUCAUUGAAUUUAAGGAUUUUAAGCUGAUAUAUCGACAGUAUGCAGCUCUCUUCAUUGUGGUUGGAGUUAAUGACACUGAGAAUGAGAUGGCAAUUUAUGAAUUCAUCCAUAACUUUGUGGAAGUUUUAGAUGAAUACUUCAGCCGCGUGAGUGAAUUAGAUAUAAUGUUUAAUUUGGAUAAAGUACACAUUAUUUUGGAUGAGAUGGUGUUGAAUGGCUGCAUUGUGGAAAUGAAUCGGGCAAGAAUUCUUGCCCCUCUACUCAUUCUUGAUAAAAUGUCAGAAAGCUGAAUAAUGGAAGUCUCUGCCAGGCAACAUCAACUUGUGGAAGUGAGAAUGCCAUGGAAUACCUCUUUACAUCUGUAGCCCAAAAAGUCUGCAAGACUGUACCCUGCAAAAUGGGGUACCCUUCCAAAGACAUUUUAUAUAGGUGUUUUCCACAGUUCCUAAGUGGAAAACAAACUGUAUUUUAAAAUAUGGUGUACAAAGAAAAUUUUUCUCUAAGAGACAAAUUUUAUUUUCUAACCAUAAGCAUUUUUUCCCCACUUGUUCAACUUUUGUUGAGUUCUGAGGGUAUCUUUUUUGUUCUUUGCUUUCCUUUGUAUAUUUAAUUCAGGAUAGCAGCAUGAGAAGAACAUGAGACAACUAUCAGCCAAUAAAGUUCUAAACACAGAGCACUUCGAAUGUUUUCUGAAUGCUUUUUCCUUAAAAUGUCUUAAGUCCAAACUUCACUGAAUUGUGUACCUAAUAAAAAUCGAGAAUUAAAUUUGAUUUGCCAGUUUC
Prionailurus viverrinus (fishing cat) is the source of this 1333-nucleotide messenger RNA. It is a transcript of the gene AP4S1, whose product is annotated as adaptor related protein complex 4 subunit sigma 1. Gene Ontology annotation, biological process: vesicle-mediated transport; protein transport. The transcript is spliced from 7 exons. Gene Ontology annotation, cellular component: intracellular membrane-bounded organelle. Bases 407 to 841 code for a protein of 144 amino acids. The record is from RefSeq and is a predicted model, not a curated record. Lineage: Eukaryota; Metazoa; Chordata; Mammalia; Carnivora; Felidae.